Messenger RNA from Cotesia glomerata, 1026 nucleotides. RefSeq lists its product as uncharacterized. NCBI's taxonomy places the organism in Eukaryota, Metazoa, Arthropoda, Insecta, Hymenoptera, Braconidae. The coding region runs from base 249 to 959 and encodes 236 amino acids. The transcript has 2 exons. The record is from RefSeq and is a predicted model, not a curated record.
UGUUGGUAAUACUAUUAACGAUUAUCAUUCGCAGGUAAUGACAAUUAGUGACAUCUGACAGUAAAAGAAUUAAAUAUUAACAAAAAAUUUAUUUUUUUGGCUUAUUGUUAUUUCGGUUGGUAAUAAAAUACACGUGCUAUGUGAUCAAGUGAAUUUUUUAUUUACAAAUUUAUUUGUAAAAGAUAGGUUAUAAUUAGCGUACUUAUUAAUUAUUAUUUAAAUGUGUUGUAAUUGACAAAAAAUUGACAAUGGAAAACGUUACGCAUUUGUUGAAUAUCACAAAAUUUUUGAGUAAACACAAAAAUCCGGAGGCUAAUAAACUUCGUAAUUAUUAUGUAAAGUGCUGUAAAGAAUUGACAAACGAUGGAGAGUUACCUAAACAAAUUUUUGGGAUUAAUACUAUGUGCUCUCAUUGCGGUUCGUUAUGGAACACAGUAGAUUAUAAAGUAAGAUUGAUUCGGGGAAAGCCGAUACCGAAUUCAGUUAAAAAGUUGAUUAAAAAUUCGGGUAAUGAUAUUCAGUUGUCAGUGUAUCAAAAAAAGUUAGUACGUAAGAGUCUUAAGAAUCGGUUGAAUAAAUUGAUAAUUAUUUGCUCUGUUUGUAAAAAGAAAAAUUUUGUUACGUUAAAUAAACCAGAGCGAUUGAAAAUAGUUAAAACAGAAGUUGUCACUGACAUAACGCCGAAGAAAAAAAAGAAACGGAUUAAAGAUAAAACUGCUGGAUUAUUGAUAAACACCCCAAAUGUCAAAGGUUGCCAGGGAGCUGAGAUUACAAAAAUUAACGCUGAUACACCUAGGUUGUUGAACCCUAAAGGAAAACAAAGAAAGAACAAUAAUAUUAACGUAUCCGGGAGUAAGUCGAAGAAAAUAAAUAUUUCAAAAUUAAAGGGAAUAAUCAAUACAUCAACUACACCCUCCAAAAGAAGUAGUCUCCAUAAUUUUUUAACAGAACUAGGAUAGUUUUAGUUAUUUAUUUUUGUACUUUAACAGAUUAUUGUUGUGAAUAAAAAAUAACAUUUUUAUUUAU